AUGGAUGAAGCUGGGGCACUGAUGCCAUCGUGGAUGGAACUGUGGAAUGAGUGGGAGAUCCAAGUAGUUGUUGUCGCCAGCUUCAGUCUGCAGGUUAUCCUCUUCUUCUUUGCUGGGAUCCGCCGCUACAACAUCUCGUUUGUUCUCAAGGUCCUCCUCUGGCUGGUGUAUCUGCUCGCCAAUCUUGCUGCGACGUACGCCCUGGGGCACAUGUCCUCGACUUUGUCGAAAAAAUCGUCCGGCGAGCACCAGCUGGUGGCGUUCUGGGCACCAUUCCUCCUGCUGUACCUCGGCGGCCAGGACACCAUCACUGCGUACGCCCUGGAGGACAAUGAACUCUGGCUGCGCCACCUGCUGAAUAUGUUUGUGCAGGUCGCCGGCACCGCGUAUGUGCUCUACAAGUACAUCAAUACGGGUGGCGCGACUUUUGUGCCUGCUGCUAUGUUGGUUCUGGCCGCUGGAGUUGUCAAGUAUGGUGAGAGGAUAUGGGCACUGAAGCUUGCAAGCAAGGGUGGUUCCGAGUCGGGGAAAGGGGUGAGACUGUUUCACCAAAAACAAACAGUUUAG
Molecule: messenger RNA, 567 nt
Organism: Triticum turgidum subsp. durum (durum wheat)
Lineage: Eukaryota; Viridiplantae; Streptophyta; Magnoliopsida; Poales; Poaceae
Source: the annotation of a GenBank genome assembly